Messenger RNA from Chenopodium quinoa (quinoa), 1871 nucleotides. Its product is annotated as UDP-glycosyltransferase 72B1-like. Gene Ontology annotation, molecular function: UDP-glycosyltransferase activity. The transcript has a single exon. NCBI's taxonomy places the organism in Eukaryota, Viridiplantae, Streptophyta, Magnoliopsida, Caryophyllales, Amaranthaceae. The record is from RefSeq and is a predicted model, not a curated record. Bases 278 to 1687 code for a protein of 469 amino acids.
AUUAUUAUUAUUGUAAUUAUUAAUAUAAACUCUUAGAUAGACUUGGUUCACAUUAAUUUAUUGUUCAGAAGGUCUGUGAUAAUCAAAUCGGAGAGCCAAUUGGGACCCUUGUCAAUUGUCAUGCCAAACCUCAUCACAAAAGAUAUUCCUAUCCUUGAUAAAAUCAUACCUAUAAAAAUCCCCUUCCACAAACUCACUCAACUGUCUUAUACGAAUACACAACACAUACACAUCAUAGUAUCAUACACAAUCCAAACCUACUCACAAGAACCAAAAAAUGCAAGAAACAAACCGAAAACCCCACGUAGUAAUAAUCCCAAGUCCAGGGAUGGGCCAUCUUAUCCCCGUGGUCGAAUUCGCUAAGCUCCUCCACCACCACCACCACUUCUCAAUCUCUCUUUUACUCCCUUCCUCGUCCCCACCCACCACCGCGCAAACCACCUUCCUCUCUAGUUUACCUCCCGCCAUCUCCCCUACGUUCCUCCCAUGCGUCGACUCCUCUCUACUACCUUCCAAUGUAGCCCAUGAAGUUACCAUUCAUCUGACUCAUUUCCAUUCUCUUUCCCACGUUCGUUCUGUCCUCUCUUCGCUCUCCAAUGUUGUUGCUCUCGUUACUGAUCUUUUUGGUACCGACUACUUUGAUGUUGCACGAGAGUUUAACAUCCCACCUUACAUUUACUUCACUUCUAAUGCCUUCUGCUUACUGUCCUUCUUCUACUUCCCUAAGUUGCAUGAAACGGUGUCGUGUGAGUAUAGGGAUAUGGCGGAACCCUUGGUUAUGCCCGGCUGUGUGCCUCUCUAUGGUAAGGACUUUGUUGAUCCUGCUCAGGACCGUCAAGAUGAGGCAUAUCGAGUGUUUUUUUAUCAGAUCAAGAGGUAUGUUUUAGCUGAGGGAAUUUUUGUCAACUCGUUCUUAGAGCUUGAACCGGGUGCUAUUGAUGCCUUGAAAACCGAGGAUCCAAACAGACCAGAAAUUUACCCGAUCGGGCCAAUCAUUAAGUCCGGUUUGGGUGGGGAAGCCGACGAGUGUUUGAGUUGGUUGGACCAGCAACCACCGGGUUCGGUUUUGUUUGUUUGUUUUGGGAGUGGAGGGACUUUAUCUAAUGAGCAGAUUAACGAGUUAGCUAUUGGGUUAGAAAAUAGUGGGCAAAGGUUUUUGUGGGUGAUUAGGGCUCCUAGUAACUCUAGUGUGGAGUCAUUUUUUACCCAAGGUAGUAACGAAGAUAAUUCAUUUGGUUUCCUCCCGGAGGGAUACUUAGAUAGGAUCAAGAAUCGUGGGUUUUUGGUCCCAUCUUGGGCCCCGCAACUAAAGGUUUUGAGCCACAAGUCUACGGGUGGGUUUCUGAGUCAUUGUGGGUGGAACUCGACUUUGGAGAGUAUCGUCUAUGGGGUGCCUAUGAUUGCUUGGCCACUCUAUGCAGAGCAAAGGAUGAACGCCGUGUUGCUUAAUGAAGGGAUCAAGGUGGCAUUACGCCCUAAGGUAACAGAAAGUGGAGUUGUCGACGCAGACGAGAUAGCUAGAGUUGUCAAGGAGUUGUUGGAAGGUGGAGCAGGGAAGAAAGCAAGAGAACGGAUCAAGGAAUUGAGUGAAUUAGCAAGAAAGACAACAAGUGAAGAUGGGGACUCAACAAAGAUUCUUAGCCAAGUAGCUCAGAAAUGGAGUCAACACUCAAAAGUAAUUAAUUAAGAGUCUAAAAAUGAUUGGAGAACAUUUACAUAUGCAACUUUUGUUAGUUGUUUGCCAACGAGGGCAAACGAGUGCCUUUGUACUGUAUUUGAUAAUGAAUAGUAUUUGUAACCUCUAAUAAUUUACAUUUACCAGGUUGUUGUGGACAAUGAAUAUGAUCAAAGUUUCUUUUUCCUAUUUUUUA